This is a messenger RNA of Botrytis deweyae, 597 nucleotides long. RefSeq lists its product as uncharacterized. The record is from RefSeq and is a predicted model, not a curated record. Bases 1 to 597 code for a protein of 198 amino acids. The transcript has a single exon. NCBI's taxonomy places the organism in Eukaryota, Fungi, Ascomycota, Leotiomycetes, Helotiales, Sclerotiniaceae.
AUGUCAGAACUAACUGAAAAGCAACGCAAAAAAGCUCGCCAGACCGUCAAAGCGCACGGUAUAUCUAAGCCUAAGGCUGUUAAAGCUUCAACGACAUUGAUUGGAGAUGGUGGAGAUAGUAGCUAUAUACGAAAUGACAACCAUCCUUCGCCACAGCCCCCUGGUAUUCCUGGCACCCCUCACAAUGAUAGAGGUCAAUCAUCAACACCCGGUCCCUCUACCAUUCAUGAUCAUCCUAAUUUGGCACCUCAAAACCCUUCCAGGUCAGUCCCGAGCAGUCCUCUUCGAUCAAACCAGGCUCCUUCUCGAUCAGCACGUUCCCAGCAGCCGGGCAUGAGUGCCUCCAUGGCCAGGCAAUCUAGCGAUACUGGUAGGCCCAGAAGCCAGGAUCAUACUAUCUCCACCCAACACAAUUCAUCCAGACCUCCCUCGGCUCAUUCUAGAGCUUCCUCUGGCGGCGCUCCCCCAAAUGACACGGCAAGCGCCUCCCAACGUGGCUCUAGUGACUCUAGCCGUAGUCAUUCCUCUACCGUGUCCUUUCGAGAUCCUUUUGAAUACGAUAGCCCCGAGAACAAAAAGCGCCUCGGAAGGAAUUGA